Messenger RNA from Perognathus longimembris pacificus (Pacific pocket mouse), 1269 nucleotides. It is a transcript of the gene Cckar, whose product is annotated as cholecystokinin A receptor. Gene Ontology annotation, cellular component: membrane. Gene Ontology annotation, molecular function: cholecystokinin receptor activity; neuropeptide receptor activity. NCBI's taxonomy places the organism in Eukaryota, Metazoa, Chordata, Mammalia, Rodentia, Heteromyidae. The transcript has 5 exons. The record is from RefSeq and is a predicted model, not a curated record. Gene Ontology annotation, biological process: neuropeptide signaling pathway. The coding region runs from base 1 to 1269 and encodes 422 amino acids.
AUGGACGCGGUGGACAGCCUCCUCGUGAAUGGGAGCAGCUUCGCCCCCCUUUGCGAACUGGGGCUCGACAAUGAGACCCUGUUCUGCACGGACCAGUCUCACCCUUCCAAAGAGUGGCAGCCGGCCGUGCAGAUUUUCCUGUACACCUUGAUUUUCGUGCUCAGCGUGCUAGGGAACACGCUAGUCAUCACCGUGUUGAUUCGCAACAAAAGGAUGAGAACCGUCACCAACAUCUUCCUGCUCUCCCUGGCUGUCAGCGACCUCAUGCUGUGUCUCUUCUGCAUGCCCUUCAACCUCAUCCCCAACCUGCUCAGGGAUUUCAUCUUCGGGAGCGCAGUGUGCAAGACCACCACGUACUUCAUGGGCACCUCUGUGAGCGUUUCCACCUUCAACCUGGUAGCCAUUUCACUGGAGAGAUACGGCGCCAUUUGCAAACCCUUAAAGUCCCGGGUCUGGCAAACAAAAUCCCAUGCCUUGAAGGUGAUUGCAGCUACCUGGUGUCUCUCCUUCACCAUCAUGACGCCCUACCCUGUCUACAGCAACUUGGUGCCUUUUACCAAAAACAACAACCAGACCGCAAACAUGUGCCGCUUUCUCCUGCCAAAUGAUGCCAUGCAGCAGUCCUGGCAUACGUUCCUGUUGCUCAUCCUCUUUAUUAUCCCUGGAGUUGUGAUGGUGGUAGCAUAUGGAUUAAUCUCUUUGGAACUCUACCAAGGAAUAAAAUUUGAUGCUAGCCAGAAGAAAUCUGCUAAAGACAGGAAGGCGAGCACCGAGGACAGCGACGGCUGCUACGCGCCCAAGGCCCGCGCGCCCAGGAAGCUGGAGCUGCAGCCGCUGUCCGCCGGCAGCGUGGGCCGCGUCCAGCGCAUCCGGAGCAGCAGCUCCGCGGCCAACCUGAUGGCCAAGAAGCGGGUGAUCCGCAUGCUCAUCGUCAUCGUGCUCCUCUUCUUCCUCUGCUGGAUGCCCAUCUUCAGCGCCAACGCCUGGCGCGCCUACGACACCGUCUCCGCCGAGCGCCACCUCUCCGGGACCCCCAUCUCCUUCAUCCACCUCCUCUCCUACACCUCCUCCUGCGUCAACCCCAUCAUCUACUGCUUCAUGAACAAACGCUUCCGCCUGGGCUUCAUGGCCACCUUCCCCUGCUGCCCCAACCCUGGUCCCCCCGGGGGGCGAGGCGAGGGGGCUGAGGAGGAGGACGGAAGGACCAUGGGGGCGUCGCUCUCCCGGUGUUCCUACAGCCACAUGAGCCCCUCUGCGCCUCCGCCCUGA